AUGAAUACUGCCAGUAACACUAAUUCCCAAGACCAAUAUAACGAGAUAGACGAUGAAAUUGGACCGCGCCAAGAUCGCUGGAUCGGACCAGAAGAAGAUUCCGAUGGAAUUGACGGAGAUGAUGAUGAUGAUGAUGAUGAUGAUGAUGAUGAUGAAGAAGAAGGAGAAGAAAUAGCAAUAGAGUAUUAUCAAGGGACAAUUAACUCGAAUGAUCAAUCAUCAGACCUCUCUAAUGAUAGUCAUUUCAAUAAUAACCCCCGGUCAGAUGAUAGGUUACUGCGGAAUAUAUCCCAUAGUAUGGCUUCCUCGAUCAUUGGGGGUUCUUCUUUACAAAACCGCACCACCAUCCUUGAAGAAGACAAUGAAUCCGAAGAAGAAGAUAAUGAUGAUCAUGAUGAGGAUCAACCAAUACAAAUGCGUCCACAACGAAGAUUCACCGCCCUUGAUACGGGAUAUUUGAAAAAUAUCAAAGUAAAAGGUACAUUGAGGAACUUUUCCUGGUCAAAAGUCCUGUCCACCACGGUUUCAACGAUUAAAAGAUCUCAUACUUCUAGUGAUAUUCCUUCUUCCACAAAUAUUGUUGUUGAUGCUGAUGAUGCUGAUGAUGAUGAUGAUAAUAAUAAUAAUAUUAACGAGGGUCCCAAAGUGUUUUCUUUUUCAUUACCCUUUGGUGAUUCUUUAAUGAACAUGUUGCCGAGCUCGGUUAGGAUCUUGCCGAAAUUAAAAUUUUUCAAUAACGACAGCUCAAUCAGAUUCAUCAACACCCAGAAUUAUGAUAUCAAAGAACUCAAGCAAAAAGUCCAAAGAAAAAAUUCGUUGUCAACUCUUGAAGAGGCGUACCUUUAUAAGAAUUUCAAAGGCGCCGAUAACUCACGUCUACGAGCCGUUAGAAAAGCGUUGACCCCCAACAUUGCCAUCGAUGCCAUGAAUUAUAUAAGCGAUAAGAAGACCGCGAUUAAAGGUACUCUACCAUUGACCAAUUCAAUGAACGAUAUCAUCAAUCAACGGAUCAAGGACAGGAUCUAUUAUUCCGACACGAUUUUCGACGAGCUCGAAGGAGACAUUGUGAUUUUGGGAGGGUAUCGGGGAAGUAUUUUACGAGAUCGAGAAACCAAUCGUAGGUUAUGGAUCCCCAUCAAAGUUGGUUUGAAUUUACGGAAAGUUGAUUUAGUGGUGGGUCCGGAAGACGCCGACGAAUAUGAAAUGGAACAGAAAAUUUACGCCGAUGGGAUGUUGAAAAACGUUGGACCGAUUGAUAUUUCCAAAAAACUUAUCAAGAAAUUGAGCUCGGCUGCCGAUGGUCGCAGAAGGGUCCAUGAAUUCGGUUACGACUGGAGAUUAUCAUUGGAUAUAUCUUCGGCGAGGUUCAAGACGUUUUUGGAGUCGUUACCGAGUAAUCAAGGGCCUCGCGAGAAAAGAAAAGGGGUGCUUGUGCUUGCGCAUUCCAUGGGUGGGUUGGUGGCCCACCACGUAAUGAAUCAAGAUCCGACAUUGUUUAAUGGGUUAGUGUAUAUUGGCACUCCGUCAGAAUGUCUUAACAUCUUGGGUCCUAUCAGAUUUGGUGAUUCGGUAUUAUUGAGUAAACAGAUCUUGACUGAUGAAGCGAAUUUUCUCAUGAGAUCGAGUUUUGCAUUUUUGCCACGCCAUGGCAAUGUCUUUUGGGACAAGAAUGUGGGAGAGUUUAUAAAUUUGGAUUUAUUCAAUCCUGACACUUGGGUGAAUUAUAAUUUAUCGCCGUUGGUGAGCUCGAAAAGAAAGAAGGCUGAAGCAGAGUUUGAAAAAUUAUGGAAAGAAAAAGAGGUGAUGAUGGUGCGGAAAAGUGACACUUGUACUGGUAGUCCAACCAGUGGGUUCGAAGUUUCUGAGACCAAGACAAGUAAUUUGGAAACGAUAAAGCUGUCAUCAUCACCGAUUAAGAUCGCAUCAUCGAUUGAAAAUAAACUUUUACCAAGGAUUAGCAAGCCGGAUAUUAUUAUACCGGCAUCAUCGACAUCGACCUCGGCCUCGUUGACCUCGGCGACCCCCAGUAUUUCACCAAAAAGGUCAUUAGAAAUGCCAUAUUUCCCUGCCAAACAGCGGGAAGCCGCCACGGUGGCGACGCCGAAAAGUUAUAGAAUGACGUGGGAGCAAUCGUACGAUUAUUUAUCGCGAACCCUUUCACGGACUGCGAAAUUCUUGGACGAGCUUAAGUUUAAUCCUGAUCUCAAGGAACAAUAUCCUCCAUUAUCGGUAUUGUACGGUAAUGCUGUGCCUUCGGUGCGUGGGGUAUUUGUCGAUGGGGAAAAAGAUAUUAUGGAAGGGAACUAUGAGGAUUUUUUCUUUGGGCCGGGGGAUGGAGUGAUCCAUCAACGUUGGUUAAUGCCUGAGAACAUUGAAGGGUUUGGAAGUUUGGUGGUGGAGAAGAUUUCCAGUGAUUUGGGGCAUGUUAGUUUGAUGCUUGAUAUUGAGAGUGUUGGAAGAGCGAUCAGUGCGGUGUGGAAGGAAAGAAAAAAAAAAAAAAAAAUGACUGCUGUGAGAUUGGGUGAUCAAUAA
Messenger RNA from Saccharomycopsis crataegensis, 2532 nucleotides. RefSeq lists its product as uncharacterized. The record is from RefSeq and is a predicted model, not a curated record. The transcript has a single exon. Lineage: Eukaryota; Fungi; Ascomycota; Saccharomycetes; Ascoideales; Saccharomycopsidaceae. The coding region runs from base 1 to 2532 and encodes 843 amino acids. Gene Ontology annotation, biological process: lipid metabolic process.